Knipowitschia caucasica is the source of this 3627-nucleotide messenger RNA. The record is from the annotation of a GenBank genome assembly. NCBI's taxonomy places the organism in Eukaryota, Metazoa, Chordata, Actinopteri, Gobiiformes, Gobiidae.
AUGUCUGCAAGUCCGUCUCCUAGUCCGUCUCCUAGUCCGUCUCCUCGUCCGUCUCCUAGUCCGUCUCCUCGUCCGUCUCCUCGUCCGUCUCCUCGUCCGUCUCCUCGUCCGUCUCCUAGUCCGUCUCCUAGUCCGUCUCCUCGUCCGUCUCCUCGUCCGUCUCCUAGUCCGUCUCCUCGUCCGUCUCCUCGUCCGUCUCCUAGUCCGUCUCCUCGUCCGUCUCCUCGUCCGUCUCCUCGUCCGUCUCCUAGUCCGUCUCCUAGUCCGUCUCCUAGUCCGUCUCCUAGUCCGUCUCCUAGUCCGUCUCCUAGUCCGUCUCCUCGUCCUUCUCCUAGUCAGUCUCCUCGUCCGUCUCCUCGUCCGUCUCCUAGUCCGUCUCCUCGUCCGUCUCCUCGUCCGUCUCCUAGUCCGUCUCCUCGUCCGUCUCCUAGUCCGUCUCCUAGUCCGUCUCCUAGUCCGUCUCCUAGUCCGUCUCCUAGUCCGUCUCCUAGUCCGUCUCCUAGUCCGUCUCCUCGUCCGUCUCCUAGUCAGUCUCCUAGUCAGUCUCCUAGUCAGUCUCCUAGUCCGUCUCCUAGUCCGUCUCCUAGUCCGUCUCCUAGUCCGUCUCCUAGUCCGUCUCCUCGUCCUUCUCCUAGUCAGUCUCCUCGUCCGUCUCCUCGUCCGUCUCCUAGUCCGUCUCCUCGUCCGUCUCCUCGUCCGUCUCCUAGUCCGUCUCCUCGUCCGUCUCCUAGUCCGUCUCCUAGUCCGUCUCCUAGUCCGUCUCCUAGUCCGUCUCCUAGUCCGUCUCCUAGUCCGUCUCCUAGUCCGUCUCCUAGUCCGUCUCCUAGUCCGUCUCCUAGUCAGUCUCCUAGUCAGUCUCCUAGUCAGUCUCCUAGUCCGUCUCCUAGUCCGUCUCCUAGUCCGUCUCCUAGUCCGUCUCCUCGUCCGUCUCCUAGUCAGUCUCCUAGUCAGUCUCCUAGUCAGUCUCCUAGUCCGUCUCCUCGUCCGUCUCCUCGUCCGUCUCCUCGUCCGUCUCCUCGUCCGUCUCCUCGUCCGUCUCCUAGUCCGUCUCCUAGUCCGUCUCCUAGUCCGUCUCCUAGUCCGUCUCCUAGUCCGUCUCCUAGUCCGUCUCCUAGUCCGUCUCCUAGUCCGUCUCCUCGUCCGUCUCCUAGUCCGUCUCCUAGUCAGUCUCCUAGUCCGUCUCCUCGUCCGUCUCCUCGUCCGUCUCCUAGUCCGUCUCCUCGUCCGUCUCCUCGUCCGUCUCCUAGUCCGUCUCCUAGUCCGUCUCCUAGUCCGUCUCCUAGUCCGUCUCCUAGUCCGUCUCCUAGUCCGUCUCCUAGUCCGUCUCCUCGUCCUUCCUCCUAUCAGUCUCCUAGUCAGUCUCCUAGUCAGUCUCCUAGUCCGUCUCCUAGUCCGUCUCCUAGUCCGUCUCCUAGUCCGUCUCCUAGUCCGUCUCCUCGUCCUUCUCCUAGUCAGUCUCCUCGUCCGUCUCCUCGUCCGUCUCCUAGUCCGUCUCCUCGUCCGUCUCCUCGUCCGUCUCCUAGUCCGUCUCCUCGUCCGUCUCCUGUCCGUCUCCUAGUCCUCCGUCUCCUUCUCCCUCGUCCGUCUCCUAGUCCGUCUCCUAGUCCGUCUCCUAGUCCGUCUCCUAGUCCGUCUCCUAGUCCGUCUCCUAGUCCGUCUCCUAGUCCGUCUCCUAGUCCGUCUCCUAGUCAGUCUCCUAGUCAGUCUCCUAGUCAGUCUCCUAGUCCGUCUCCUAGUCCGUCUCCUGUCCGUCUCCUCGUCCGUCUCCUCGUCCGUCUCCUCGUCCGUCUCCUCGUCCGUCUCCUCGUCCGUCUCCUAGUCCGUCUCCUCGUCCGUCUCCUCGUCCGUCUCCUAGUCCGUCUCCUAGUCCGUCUCCUAGUCCGUCCUAGUCCGUCUCCUAGUCCGUCUCCUAGUCCGUCUCCUAGUCCGUCUCCUAGUCCGUCUCCUCGUCCGUCUCCUCGUCCGUCUCCUAGUCCGUCUCCUCGUCCGUCUCCUCGUCCGUCUCCUCGUCCGUCUCCUAGUCCGUCUCCUCGUCCGUCUCCUCGUCCGUCUCCUAGUCUGUCUCCUAGUCCGUCUCCUCGUCCGUCUCCUCGUCCGUCUCCUCGUCCGUCUCCUAGUCUGUCUCCUAGUCCGUCUCCUAGUCCGUCUCCUCGUCCGUCUCCUCGUCCGUCUCCUAGUCCGUCUCCUAGAGAAACUAUCGACUCAGGAGAAACUAUCGACUCAGGAGAAACUAUCGACUCAGGAGAAACUAUCGACUCAGGAGAAACUAUCGACUCAGGAGAAACUAUCGACUCAGGAGAAACUAUCGACUCAGGAGAAACUAUCGACUCAGGAGAAACUAUCGACUCAGGAGAAACUAUCGACUCAGGAGAAACUAUCGACUCAGGAGAAACUAUCGACUCAGGAGAAACUAUCGACUCAGGAGAAACUAUCGACUCAGGAGAAACUAUCGACUCAGGAGAAACUAUCGACUCAGGAGAAACUAUCGACUCAGGAGAAACUAUCGACUCAGGAGAAACUAUCGACUCAGACGAAAGUAUCGACUCAGACGAAAGUAUCGACUCAGACGAAAGUAUCGACUCAGACGAAAGUAUCGACUCAGACGAAAGUAUCGACUCAGACGAAAGUAUCGACUCAGACGAAAGUAUCGACUCAGACGAAAGUAUCGACUCAGACGAAAGUAUCGACUCAGACGAAAGUAUCGACUCAGACGAAAGUAUCGACUCAGACGAAAGUAUCGACUCAGACGAAAGUAUCGACUCAGACGAAAGUAUCGACUCAGACGAAAGUAUCGACUCAGACGAAAGUAUCGACUCAGACGAAAGUAUCGACUCAGACGAAAGUAUCGACUCAGACGAAAGUAUCGACUCAGACGAAAGUAUCGACUCAGACGAAAGUAUCGACUCAGACGAAAGUAUCGACUCAGACGAAAACGAAAGUAUCGACUCAGACGAAAGUAUCGACUCAGACGAAAGUAUCGACUCAGACGAAAGUAUCGACUCAGACGAAAGUAUCGACUCAGACGAAAGUAUCGACUCAGACGAAAGUAUCGACUCAGACGAAAGUAUCGACUCAGACGAAAGUAUCGACUCAGACGAAAGUAUCGACUCAGACGAAAGUAUCGACUCAGACGAAAGUAUCGACUCAGACGAAAGUAUCGACUCAGACGAAAGUAUCGACUCAGACGAAAGUAUCGACUCAGACGAAAGUAUCGACUCAGACGAAAGUAUCGACUCAGACGAAAGUAUCGACUCAGACGAAAGUAUCGACUCAGACGAAAGUAUCGACUCAGACGAAAGUAUCGACUCAGACGAAAGUAUCGACUCAGACGACAGUAUCGACUCAGACGACAGUAUCGACUCAGACGAAAGUAUCGACUCAGACGAAAGUAUCGACUCAGACGAAAGUAUCGACUCAGACGAAAGUAUCGACUCAGACGAAAGUAUCGACUCAGACGAAAGUAUCGACUCAGACGAAAGUAUCGACUCAGACGAAAGUAUCGACUCAGACGAAAGAAUCGACUCAGACGAAAGAAUCGACUCAGACGAAAGAAUCGACUCAGACGAAAGAAUCGACUCGAGGACAAAGAAUCGACUUUGGGGAAAGUAUCGCGAUAUUUACCACUAA